AAAGUAUACGUUAGAGACUCUCAGGUUCGCAGAUUUUACUAGUCAUACUCCUGCUUAGUCCAUAUAUUUACAUUAUCCAAUAACCAAGUUCCACAAAAGCUUGGAUACAAUAUGGGUGUUAUUCAUGCUUUUGUGAUUAUAUUUGCAUGCAUGCUUGUUCUCUCACUAGAAAUUUCGGGAGCAAAUGAUUCAAUCAACGUGGCCCAGUUUCUGAGGGAUGGGAAUACUUUGGUAUCAAAAGGUGGAAAGUUUGAACUUGGAUUCUUCACCCCUGGUAGUUCCCAGAAACGUUAUCUGGGAAUUUGGUACAAGAAUAUCCCAGUUACGACGUAUGUUUGGGUUGCUAAUGGGGCCAACCCUAUCAAUGAUUCCUCAGGCAUCUUAACAGUGAACACCACAGGCAAUCUUGUUCUCACCCAAAAUGGUUCUCUUGUUUGGCACUCCAACAACUCUCACAAACAAGCACAGAAUCCGGUGGUAGAAAUGUUGGACAGUGGCAAUCUUGUGAUAAGAAACGAGGGAGAAACAAACCCAGAAGAGUAUUUGUGGCAAAGCUUUGAUUAUCCAUCUGAUACACUCUUGCCAGGGAUGAAGUUAGGAUGGGACCUCCGAACAGGUUUGGAACGGAAAUAUACAGCAUGGAAGAGUCAAGAUGAUCCAUCCCCAGGUGAUGUAUCUCGGGUUUUGAAACUCUAUAACUAUCCUGAGGUUUAUAUGAUGAAGGGUACACAAAAGUUGCUGAGGUAUGGACCAUGGAAUGGCGAAUAUUUUAGUGGAAUGCCUGAUCUACUGAAUAACACCAUUUUCGGCUUGAGUUUUGUCAGCAACGAAGAUGAGAUUUACUACACGUAUACCCUCGUUAAUGAUUCUGUCCCCACCAGAACUGUUACAAACCAAUCAGGUACUAUUGUUCGUUAUGUGUGGAAGGAGGAUGAGAAAACAUGGAAAACAUACAGAACGUACCCGAAAGAGUCUUGCGACCAUUAUGACACCUGUGGACCUAACGGAUUAUGUGUACGAACUCAAUCACAGCCUUGCAAUUGUUUGAAAGGUUUCAGUCCAAAAUCACCACAAAAUUGGAACUCAUCGGAUUGGAAGGAAGGAUGUGAGCGCAAUAAAGCGUUGAAUUGCAAUAGUGAUGUGUUUCUCAUAUUUAAAGGGCUGAAAGUUCCAGCCACUACAGAUACUUGGUUGAAUAAGAGUAUUGAUCUAAAGGAAUGCAAAGUGAAGUGCUUGAAAGAUUGUUCUUGCAUGGCCUAUACUAAUUCAGAUAUCAGAAAUGGAGGUAGUGGUUGUGUCUUGUGGUUUGGAGAUCUCAUUGACAUGAAACAGAUUGAAACUGGUGGACAAGACCUGUAUAUCAGGAUGAAUGCUUCGGAGGCAGACAUGACUGUUUUUGUUUUUAUAAUCAAUUCCAACACUCAAGAACCUGGACCGAGCAAGCACACACUAACGAUAGUUGCUUCUACCGUUGCUGCAAUUUGUGGUGUUCUUAUACUUCUAAGUACGUAUAUUAUUUUCAGGCUCCAGAGGAACAAAGCUGACUUAAGUAAAAGACAUGUGGAUGAUCUGGAUGUCCAACUGUUUGAUCUAGUAACAAUUGGAAAGGCGACUAAUAACUUCUCCACAGAGAAUAUAAUAGGAGAAGGUGGUUUUGGACAUGUAUACAAGGGCAUAAUUGACGGGAAAGAAAUUGCUGUAAAGACUAUGUCAAGAAGCUCAUGGCAAGGUGUGACAGAGUUCAUCAAUGAAGUAAACUUGACUGCAAAACUUCAGCAUCGGAAUCUUAUUAAACUUCUUGGUUGCUGCAUUCGAGGAGAAGAAAGAAUGCUCAUUUAUCAGUACAUGGAAAAUGGCAGCCUAGACUCCCUUAUUUUUGAUGAUAAAAGAGGUAAAUUUCUGGAGUGGCCUCAACGGUUCCAAAUAAUUUGCGGAAUUGCAAGGGGCCUUGUGUACCUUCAUCAAGAUUCCCCACUGAGGAUCAUCCACAGGGAUCUCAAAGCUAGUAACAUCUUACUCGAUAAAUCGUUCAAUCCGAAAAUAUCAGACUUUGGUGUGUCGAGAUCUUUUGGAGUAGACCAAUUUGAAGGAAGCACAAGUAGAGUAGUGGGGACCUGUGGGUAUAUGGCGCCAGAAUAUGCAGUUGAUGGAUUAUUUUCUGAAAAAUCUGACGUAUUUAGCUUUGGAAUUUUGGUGUUGGAGAUUGUCUGUGGGAAGAGAAACAGAGGACUUUAUCAGACAGAUAAGAGUCUUAACCUUGUUGCUCAUUCAUGGACAUUAUGGAAAGCGGGCAAGGCAAUAGAUUUCAUUGCCUCGAACAUGAAGACAUCAUCGUGCGUUAUGUCUGAAGUACUGCGUUGUCUCCAUGUCGGUCUUUUGUGUGUGCAACAGUACCCAGAUGAUAGGCCUACAAUGAAGUCUGUGAUUCUAAUGUUGGAGAGUCACAUUGCACUGGCUGAGCCAAAAGAACCUGGUUUCCUUUCGAGAAAUGUGUUACCUAAAGUUUUAGGCUCAAAUAUGAACGACACAAGUUCAACCAACGAAGUGACCAUUACUCUGUUAGAACCUCGAUGACUCAUGAAACAUUACUUAAACAUAGCUAUAGCUAUAGGAGGAUAUUUGUAAGAACUUAUACUACACUUUUACCCACCCAUACCCGGGUUAUUGCACUCUUGCGAUGAUAUAAAUCGGUUUGUUAACAAA
This is a messenger RNA of Vigna umbellata (rice bean), 2703 nucleotides long. NCBI's taxonomy places the organism in Eukaryota, Viridiplantae, Streptophyta, Magnoliopsida, Fabales, Fabaceae. The record is from RefSeq and is a predicted model, not a curated record.